CACAACUGGCAUCGUAGCUCUCUCUAUCUAUGUCAAUAUAAUAUUAACAUACAAAUCGGUGCCAACAGAAUUGUUCAAUCUGUAGUUCUGAUCAGGUCUGAUUGCACUAUGGUGGGUGUCUCUCAAAUUCAUCGCCAAUCAAUUGCUCUGUUUCCAUUUCUCAAUUUGUUUUUCCCAGCGAGUGGUGGUGAAGAGCCAACGAAGCUGAAACUCUAUUCUUAUUGGCGGAGCUCUUGCUCUUGGCGUGUUCGUAUCGCUCUCAACUUGAAAGGUCUCAAAUAUGAGUACAAACCAGUUAAUUUGUUGAAAGGAGAGCACUUUAGUCCUGAAUUUACAAAGCUCAAUCCUAUUGGUUAUGUACCGGUGCUGGUAGAUGAAGACUUUGUAGUUGCUGACUCUUUUGCGAUCUUAAUGUAUCUAGAAGAAAAGUAUCCUCAACAUCCACUGUUGCCUCGUGAUCUUCAGAAAAGAGCAAUUAAUUACCAGGCUGCUAAUAUUGUUUCCUCAAGCAUACAGCCUCUUCUGAAUCUAGCUGUACUGAAGUAUAUAGAGGAAAACGUUAAUGCUGAUGCGAGGGUUGCUUGGGCUAAGUAUCAUAUUGAGAAAGGGUUUGCAGCUCUUGAGAAACUGUUAAAAGACUAUGCUGGGAAAUAUGCCACUGGCGAUGAAGUUUUCUUGGCAGAUUUGUUUCUAGCGCCUCAGAUUCAUGGAGCAAUCAACAGGUUCAACAUUGACAUGACUCAGUUCCCUAUUCUAUCUAGGGUUUUUGAGGCGUACAAUGAGCUUCCUGCCUUCCGAGACGCUAUGCCAGAAAAGCAGCCAGAUGCACCCAGCGGUUGAGGCAUUGGGUUGAGAUAUCCGUUUCAAAAUUGCAUCAUGGAAUCUUGUUUGAUUGAUCAUGGGGGUAAAAGCCUGCAAUAGUAGAUCUUGUGCAAAGACAAUGAGGAUGGAUAGUAUGUCAUCGAACUUCAUGUUUAAAUUAGAAUAAAUGAUCAAAUAAAGAUGGAACUGGUGCGAUGAUAUGUCUCCGGAUAUCUUUCCAAAAUUUCCAUAGUAAAGCUUGCUCAUCUUUGUAAAUUGCUAUACCAUCACUAUUCCUCAGUUGUACCACUAUCAGGAUUGGUCGCGAAGAAAAUCCCUCUCUAGUAAAAUCGUUAUGGAAAUGGUAUUCCUUUUCCCGCCUUUCCUCUGA
Molecule: messenger RNA, 1192 nt
Organism: Cornus florida
Lineage: Eukaryota; Viridiplantae; Streptophyta; Magnoliopsida; Cornales; Cornaceae
Product: glutathione S-transferase zeta class-like
Exons: 11
Coding region: 109-840 (243 amino acids)
Biological process (GO): L-phenylalanine catabolic process; glutathione metabolic process
Cellular component (GO): cytoplasm
Molecular function (GO): maleylacetoacetate isomerase activity; glutathione transferase activity
Source: RefSeq, a predicted model, not a curated record